AUGGGGAAAGCAUUCACCAUCAGUCUUGCCACGUUCGCGGCCUUGGGGUCAUUCCUGUUCGGCUACGACUCCGGCGUGAUGACGGACGUGAUCGCCUCGAAGCACUUCCUCAACUACUUCAACACGGACAAAGCGUCGUCGAUCCUCGGCGCCAUAGUCAGCACGUUCGCCGGCGGCGCCUGCAUCGGCGCACUGAGCGGCGGUCUCACCAUCGACCGCCUCGGCCGCCGCAAGAGCAUCCAGAUCGGCGCGUUCGUCUGCGUCGUCGGCGCGAUCCUGCAGGCGGCGGCUACGCACCUCGCCAUGAUGCUGGUCGGCCGCAUCAUCACCGGCUGGGCUAUCGGGAUCAUGAGCAUGGCUGUGCCCGUGUACCAGGCGGAGCUGGCGUCGCCGAAGAUGCGUGGGUUGAUCGUCGGGCUGUCGCAGCAGAUGAUCGGUGUUGGGUUUAUCGUCAGUACGUGGAUCGGAUACGGCAGUGCACAUGCCCCCGAGACCAGCUCGUUCCAGUGGAGGUUCCCGCUUGCGUUCCAGGGCGUGCCCGCUUUGUUCCUUGCCGUAGGCUUGUUCUGGUUCCCCGAGAGCCCGAGACAGUUGAUCGAGAAGGAUGGGAACGACGAGGCGCUCAGGGUCCUCAGGCAGCUGCACGGCAACGGCCACAACGAGGAUUGGAUCUUGGCCGAGUUCGAGGAGAUGCGCCAAACCAUCCAGGCUGAGAAGGCAGUGCACGUGCCCGGCUGGUCGAUCAUGUUCACUGUACCCGAGUUCAGGACGAGGUUGAUGCAUGGUGUUCUCGUGCAGAUAUUUACGCAGUUGACGGGAAUCAAUGUCAUCAACUACUACCAGACAAUCAUGUACGAAGCCCUCGGUUUCAAGGGAAAGACCGGACUCCUCGUCACCGGACUGUACAACAUUGUUGGCCCCGUCACCAAUCUCUUCUUCAUCACCCUGAUCUCUGACCGAUACGGGCGUAAGAAGCCCUUACUCUUCGGCACACUGGCGAUUACGGCAUGCCUAUUCAUCGAAGCGGCGAUCAACUCUCAGAACCCUGGGGGGCUGGACAAGAACCUCUCUCGCGCCGGCGUGGCAAUGCUGUUCAUGGUGUCGAUAUUCUUCUCGCUGUCGUUCGGGCCCGUGAGCUGGACGUACAUGAGCGAGGUGAUGCCGAUGCAGAUCCGUGGAAAGGGCAAUGCCUUCGCCACAGGCAUCGGUAACUGGCUCAUCAAUGUCAUCUUCUCCCAGGCUAGUCCGGUCGGAUUGGAUAAGCUGGAGUGGAAAUAUUACUUCGUGUUUGCUACGUUUAAUCUCGUCGUCACUCUACCUACCAUCUGGUUCGUGUUCAAGGAGACCAAGGGCAUAAGUCUGGAGGAGAUCACCGGCCUGUUUGACCAGGAAGGGCACACACAGCAGAAGAACCGUAUGGUGGACGACAAGGAGACGGCCGCGCCCAGCGCGCGGGAGAUCUAG
Tricharina praecox is the source of this 1464-nucleotide messenger RNA. RefSeq names its product general substrate transporter. Gene Ontology annotation, biological process: carbohydrate transport; transmembrane transport. The coding region runs from base 1 to 1464 and encodes 487 amino acids. Lineage: Eukaryota; Fungi; Ascomycota; Pezizomycetes; Pezizales; Pyronemataceae. Gene Ontology annotation, cellular component: membrane. The transcript is spliced from 5 exons. The record is from RefSeq and is a predicted model, not a curated record. Gene Ontology annotation, molecular function: carbohydrate:proton symporter activity.